Messenger RNA from Agrilus planipennis (emerald ash borer), 3345 nucleotides. RefSeq names its product transcription elongation factor SPT5 (gene Spt5). The transcript is spliced from 13 exons. Gene Ontology annotation, cellular component: DSIF complex. Lineage: Eukaryota; Metazoa; Arthropoda; Insecta; Coleoptera; Buprestidae. Gene Ontology annotation, biological process: regulation of transcription by RNA polymerase II; transcription elongation-coupled chromatin remodeling; transcription elongation by RNA polymerase II. The record is from RefSeq and is a predicted model, not a curated record. Bases 130 to 3303 code for a protein of 1057 amino acids. Gene Ontology annotation, molecular function: mRNA binding; protein binding.
UGCUUGUCGUUUUUCGGUUUGUGUAGCGUUAUAAAUGCUUACCUAAAACUUCUAAUAAAAAGAAGUGUUUGCUACUUGUUAGUUUAACAUUAAUAAUAAAAACAAAAUUAACACAUUACUGUGAAUAAUAUGUCUGAUUCGGAGGCUAGUAAUUUUUCUGACAACGAGGCUGCAUCAGGAUCAGAACCAGGUUCUCCUGCGUCUCAGCGGUCUCAACGAAGUAGUCGUGCUGGAAGUGCUCGAAGUAGAUCUGUCUCUCGUUCUCGAUCCAGGUCAAAAUCGCGAAGUAGAAGUAGAUCAGGUUCAGAAGCAAGAGAAGCUUCAGAACAGGAAGAUGUAGAGGAAGAACAAGAACCAGAGGGUGACUCCCUUCAUGACAGUGAAGAAUAUGAUAGUGAAGAAGAUGAAAGUGAUUCAGGGCAUAGACGUAAAAGAAAGAAGAAAGAUAGAUAUGGUGGUUUUAUUAUUGAUGAAGCUGAGGUGGAUGAUGAAGUUGAAGAUGAGGAUGACUGGGAAGAGGAUGCUCAAGAAAUUGGAAUUGUGGGAAAUGAAAUUGAUGAAGUGGGCCCAACAGCCAGAGAAAUUGAAAUUCGCAGGAGGGGAACAAAUUUGUGGGAUUCCCAGAAAGAACAUGAAAUUGAAGAAUACCUUCGUAAAAAAUAUGCUGAUGAUGGAGCAGCUGCAAGACAUUUUGGAGAGGGUGGUGAGGACAUGUCAGAUGAAAUCACACAGCAGACUUUACUUCCUGGAGUCAAGGACCCAAACCUGUGGAUGGUAAAAUGUCGAAUUGGAGAAGAAAAGUCCACCUGUCUCUUACUCAUGCGUAAAUUCCUUGCUUAUCAAAAUACAAAUGAGCCUUUGCAAAUAAAAUCGGUCGUCGCUCCCGAAGGGGUAAAAGGCUACAUUUACAUCGAAGCUUAUAAACAGCCCCAUGUCAAGGCAGUCAUAGAAAACGUGGGCAAUCUCCGUAUGGGCGUCUGGACGCAACAAAUGGUUCCCAUAAAGGAGAUGACAGACGUCUUACGAGUCGUCAAAGAACAGACUGGCCUCAAAUCGAAGCAAUGGGUUCGUUUGAAACGAGGACUCUAUAAAGAUGACAUCGCCCAAGUCGAUUAUUUUGAUAUGGCCCAAAAUCAAGUGCAUCUGAAAUUAUUGCCUAGAAUCGAUUAUACAAGGCCCCGAGGGGCUCUACGUACCACUCAAUCAGAGACAGAUGCUAAUAAACGAAAACUUAAAAGACGACCCCCCAGUAAACCAUUUGAUCCUGAAGCUAUAAGGGCUAUUGGGGGCGAAGUAACGUCUGAUGGCGACUUUCUCAUCUUUGAGGGCAACAGAUAUUCUCGUAAAGGAUUUCUCUACAAGAAUUUUACCCUCAGUGCAGUGAUUAUUGAUGGAGUUAAACCUACUUUGGCUGAACUGGAAAGGUUUGAGGAACAACCAGAAGGCAUAGACCUCGAAAUAGCGGCAGAUAAGGAAGACAAGACGUCAACACAUUCAUUUAGUGCCGGAGAUAACGUUGAAGUGUCCGAGGGCGAAUUGAUUAAUUUACAAGGAAAAAUUUUGACCAUAGAUGGAAAUAUGAUUACGGUAAUGCCAAAACACGAAGAUCUAAAAGACCCGUUAGUGUUCCAAGCGUCAGAAUUAAGAAAGUAUUUCAGGAUGGGAGAUCACGUUAAAGUUCUGUCCGGUCGUUAUGAGGGUGAUACAGGUUUGGUGGUGAGGGUAGAAAACAAUCGUGUAGUUUUGAUAUCCGACUUGACCAUGCACGAGAUGGAAAUAUUACCAAAGGAUCUACAGUUAUGCACUGACAUGGCCAGUGGAGUUGAUUCGCUGGGAAAAUUCGAGUGGGGAGAUUUGGUUAAUUUGGACUCUGAAACCGUUGGAGUAAUCGUUAGAUUGGAACGAGAAAAUUUCCAUGUUCUAAAUAUGCACGGAAAAGUGGUGGAAUGUCGCCCCAGUUCGCUUCAAAAACGCCGUUUGAACCGUUUCACAGCUGCUCUAGACUCGUACCGUAACAAUCUCCAUCGUAAAGAUAUGGUAAAAGUAAUCGAUGGACCUCAUUCUGGAUUUUCAGGAGAAAUUAAGCACCUGUACAGGAAUUUUGCUUUCUUACAUUCUCUUGAAUAUCUUCAGAACGGUGGCAUCUUUGUGUGUAAAACCAAACAUUUACAAUUGGCCGGUGGAAGCAAAAGCGUUCCUAACGCUGACAUUGCAACCGGAAUGGAAUUUAUGUCACCAAGGAGAAGUUCUCCUAUGCAUCCUUCAAGUGGCGGAUUUGGAGGUCCUCGAGGAGGUGGUGGAGGUAGAGGUCGCGUGGCCCGUGACAGAGACCUCAUUGGUUCUACAAUCAAGAUUACAAGAGGUCCAUACAAAGGCAACAUCGGUAUUGUAAAGGAUGCUACUCAAAGCACAGCUCGUAUCGAAUUGCACACCUCAUGUCAAACUAUUUCAGUCGAUAGAAGUCACAUAGCAGAUGUUGGUACUCCCAGUAGAGAUGGUAGCAUUACGAGUUAUGGUAGGACCCCAGCAUACACUGGAAAUCAAACUCCAUUGUACAGAGAGAGUGGAAGCAAAACUCCCAUGGCAGAUUCAGGCUCUCGCACUCCUCUCCAUUAUGGCUCCAUGACACCUAUCCACGAUGGUUCCAGGACUCCUAACGCUCAUUCCGAAUGGGAUCCUUCUGUAUCCAACACUUAUCCUUCUCCAGGAUAUAAUCCUAGUACCCCUGCGUAUCAAAUGAAUGGUCCUUACACCCCACAGACACCAGGAACCAUUUAUGACACAGGAUAUAGCCCCUAUCAACCCAGUCCAGGGUAUCAGAGUGUUGUUUCUACGCCAAGUCCCGCAACUGGAUACAGUCAAUCGCCUGCAAGUAACAAUCCCUACAACACUCCCAGUUCUGGAUACAGCCCCAACAUGCCUUACAAUCCUCAGACACCAGGAGCAGGCUUGGACUCCUCGUCAAUGGCCGAGUGGCACACUGUGGACAUUGAGGUGAUAAUACGUGACAGUCAUGAUGAUCCGGGCUUAGUAGGGCAAACAGGAAUAAUUCGUAGUAUUUCUGGAUCAAUGUGUUCUGUAUUUUUGCCUGAAGAAGAUCGUGUCGUGAAUAUAAUGAGUAACCACUUAGAUCCAGUUAGACCACAACGUGGAGAUGCAUUUAAAGUAAUUAUCGGGGAAGAAAGAGAAGCUACAGGAGAGCUGCUGUCUAUUGAUUUGCAUGAAGGGGUUGUGAAAAUAAAGACUGACAUCAAAUUAAUGCCCCUUUCAAGUUUAUGUAAAAUGAGAAAGCCAGAUCAUUAAUUAAUUAAGGCAAGAAUUAACGUUAAAAAAUAUUGGGGUAAU